UUCAUUAACGAAGGACUCGUGUAUUUCUCUGUAGUACAUAUUAGACGUGGGCAUAUGGAAAUCAAGCUUAAAUAAAUAUACGUACUGACAGCAAACCAAUACGUAAUAGUCUAUAAGGAAAUUAUUCAUAGAUCAUAUUUUACAAAUCAGACUUUGUGGCACUUCCGUAAAAAAAUUAGAACUUACAUCAAGUUCUCUUACGUCAGUAUAUGUUUAAGAAAAAGUGUGUUCCACACAUAAUUAUAGAAGAAAGAAUGUAUGAUUUCAAUUAAUUCAGUGUAAAGUCCAAAGAUUCCGAACAGUAUGCGCGUGUCUCUGCGCGCAGAUCUGAUGUCCGGAUCCGGAUAAACAAUUAUCGUGUCUGGUUAUCGUAUUAGUAGUUCACUGCCGGUUAAAGUGUUAGUGUCAUAGUCAUCAGCAGGUUAACCAAAGAUGGAAGUACGAACAGAAUUAAUUACGGAACUUCGUGAAAAAUUUUUUAAAAAGUUGGCUGACGAGGGACCACCAGAUCCUAGUGUGUAUAUUUAUUUUCAUAUCGUAAAAAGAAUUUCACCCUGUUGAUAUUGCUAAUGUAAACAAUAAUAACUGGUUAAAAAGAUUUUUAGAGCACAAUGAAAACAAUAUGCAAGACUCACUUAAUAUGUUAUGGGAGACUUGCAGCUGGAGGAGUAAAUUUGGCACAAAUGAGAUUACAGAAGAGAAUGUGAUGAAAGAAUAUUUAAAUAAUGGAUUGUGCUUUAUUCAUGGUAAAGACAAAGAUGGUAAAACAAUGUUUGUUAUUAAAUGUAAGUUACAUACUAAAGGCAGUAAAGACUUUAGUCAAUUGCAAAAGCUUGUUGUGUAUUGGUUUGAAAGAUUAGAAAGACAAACUAAUGGCAAUCAAAUUUCACUUUUCUUUGAUAUGUCAGAUACUGGUAUUUUAAAUAUGGAUAUGGAAUUUAUCAAGUACCUGAUCAACCUUUGUAAAAAUUAUUACCCCAAUUUUUUGAAUUAUAUCAUUAUUUUUGAAAUGCCAUGGAUAUUAAACACUGCAUUUAAAAUGAUAAAGUCAUGGUUGCCACCUAAGGCAAUUCCAAAAAUUAAAUUUGUGCAUAAAAGCAACAUACAUGAGUUGGUAGAACCUAGUGACAUACUAACAUGUUGGGGAGGUAGUAACGAAUAUACCUUCAAAUUUGUACCGGAAGCACAAAAUAAUAUAGAUGCUACAAUAAAUGGAAAAUUUGAUAAUAAGAAGGUACAUUUUGCAGAAGGUUCUCCAUUAACAGAACAAUCUACAAGUAGUUUUGGAGAUCAAUCAAAUGAAGAACAAUUAUUAUCAAUUGAACCAGAUGCAUUUAUAUUUAAUAAAGUAGGAAAUGAAAUUAGUGGAACAAUUACAAUUAAAAAUGUGACUGUAGAUAAACCUUUAUCUUAUAAGGUAAAAACAACGUCGCCGGGAAAGUUUAAAGUACGGCUAAGUUCGGGAGUUUUAUUACCUCAAGAACAACGCACGAUUUCAGUCGUUGUACAACAAGAACAUAAUAUGCGCAGUCUCUUUCAUGUCGAUAAAUUCUUAGUUAUGUGCCUUCCAUUAAAAGAUCCGAACGCAUCGGCCCAAGAACUAGCAGUUUUAUGGAAGUCUGAGAAACCAGCAGAGGAACAUAAAUUAAGAUGUUGCGAUGGUGGAAUUACAAGUAAUGAAACAUCAAAAUUACAUUCUACCUCAGGCUUGUCAGAAACUGGUCAAAUAGAUAUACUUUCCCGGAAAAUAGCACAUUUGAAAGACAGUCAUACAAAGUUGUACAAUGAUGUCGUUUUCUUGAAGCAUUUAUUAUUCUUUUCUAUGAUAGUUACAAUCAUAAUGGCCAUAGUAGUUAUUUAUAUUUUAAAAGUUGAUAUUAAAAAUUUUAUGGAUCAACAAGUCUGUGACAUGCAUGGAAUAUAGGUUAUUCAGAUAGAAAUUUAUUUGAUUUCUACAUACACAUAACACGAAUUUUAAUUGUUAUAUAUUUAUGUUUAUGCUAUAACUCUAAUAUUUUUAAAUCGAUCUUUCCUAUUCAUAGCUUAUGUUUGUUUUUCGUUGUUUUUGCUAAAAAAGAAUUAUGUAAGAUACGUAUAAAACAUGUUUUUAUGUUAUCAAUAUUAACAUAAAAGAAAUCAGUUGAUAUUAUAUUUUGGGACGUUUGUGUAUACUAUUUAAUAUAUUUAGGAAGUAAAUAUAUUAUUGUUAUAAGAAAAAAAUAUAACAAUUGGAAUUAUUUUUAUAACGUUUUACACGUAUUUCUACAUACUAUUUGUACAAUUUAUCUUCCUUGUAAUUUAUAAUCUAAUAAUACAAAUUAUUUCAAACUAAUCCUUUUAUUUACAUAGCUCAUCUAAUAUCUUUAACUGGUUAAUGAAACAAUUAUGGGAAGUUCGUUUUGUUUCAUAUACGUGAUAAAACUGUUAAUAUCAAAUUCAUAUAAUAUACCAUAUGUAAAUAUUUCAUUCACGAUAAUUUUAUAAAAUGUAUUAAUAAACUAUAUAUUUAAAAAAAGCAGUUUCUUAAUUAUAUACUUUUACUAAAAAUCAUUGUAUUCUUUUAUUUCAAUAUCAUAUUUGUUAUUUUACUCACUAAUUUAUAUGUAUCAUAUAGUGUACUAUCGUGUAAUAUCUGUUUACUUCAAUGCAAACUCGUGAGAUUAGAACUGUUACAAUAAAAAACUGAUUGAAAGUCAAGACAUUUUUUGUACCUUAUGCUUGACAAAAAAAAUUUUAAUAUUGUACCUAACAAAUGUUCGAAUAAUUGCACAUACAUAUGUAUAUAAUUUUUUAAUACUUAACAUGUGAUUGUAUCGUCAUUGUAUAUAUUUUCUCAUCAACGUACACCAGUUAUUAAUCAUUUAGGAAAAAGUGAUAUUUCGCAUAAGUAAAUGGGUGUUGUUCUCCCCACUAAGAUUUUAAUCCUUGUUCCCACCUUAACUAUGGCUUUCCCGCUCUUUUCGCAUGGCGGUGGACUUUUUUUAUUUCGUCGAAUGCACCUCACCAGCAAGUUUAUCACAUGAAAUUACAUCUCAGCAUUAUCAACGCUACAUUUACUAGUAACAAAGUAUUAUUAAAGUAGUUUCACCGCCGUAUACUUAUAAACAUGCU
Bombus huntii is the source of this 3111-nucleotide messenger RNA. Its product is annotated as motile sperm domain-containing protein 2-like. NCBI's taxonomy places the organism in Eukaryota, Metazoa, Arthropoda, Insecta, Hymenoptera, Apidae. The record is from RefSeq and is a predicted model, not a curated record. The transcript is spliced from 9 exons. The coding region runs from base 623 to 1924 and encodes 433 amino acids.